UCAUACAAUUCUUUGAACUUAUUGUUGUGCUGUACUUAUUCUAGUGAUUUUUUUAACAGUUUGAAGUUGAAGCUAAAAUUAUUAUUUUCCGUCAUAAAAUUGGGGUUGUGCCGUGUGUGUUGUCAUGUUGUAGAAAUGGUGGCGUUAUAUGUUUAUUUAUUUUUAUGCAUUUCCACUAAUUUAAUUUCAGCACAAUAUUACGAUGAAUACGAAUGCAAUACACCUCUUUUCACUAGAGCAGCACUAAGUGCUACCUCUUCUAUGAGUGGAAGAGGACCAGAAAAUGCUGUUUUAUAUGGUGGUAAUGCAUGGAGCUCCAAGGACAAUGACUUUGAUCAGUAUCUGAUUUUUGAUCUGGGACAAGUAAUGAACCUAACAAGGAUAUGGACUCAAGGUAGGCCUCACAGUAACGAGUACGUUAUGGAAUAUCAGAUCAGUUACGGUACCAACGGUCUCGACUAUGCAAAUUACAAAGAAUCCGGCGGAGAUACUAUGAUGUUUCGGGGCAAUGUAGAUGGAGACACGGUCCACAAAAAUGAAUUUGAAGUUCCAAUCAUUGCUCAAUGGAUCAGGAUAAACCCAACGAGAUGGAGAGACAGGAUCUCUCUGAGGGUCGAACUAUUCGGUUGUGAUUACGAGGCGGACGAUAUGUAUUUCAACGGAACCUCUCUCCUCAAAUACGAUCUACUGAGAGAGCCAAUUUCGGCUCUGAAAGAGAGCAUAAAGUUCAGAUUCAAAACUAGCGCUCCGAACGGAGUUGUCCUCUACAGCAGGGGAACGCAGGGAGAUUACAUAGCUUUGCAGCUUCAAGACAAUAGGAUGCUUUUGAAUAUAGAUUUAGGCUCUGGAACGGUGACCAGCUUAUGCGUUGGAAGUCUGUUGGAUGACAACUUAUGGCACGACGUCGUGAUAUCCAGGAAUAGGAGGGAUAUUUUGUUUUCUGUUGACAGGGUGGUUGUGUAUGAUAAAAUCAAAGGCGAAUUUCAGCGACUGAACUUGAACAGAGGGUUUUACGUUGGUGGAGUUCCAAUAAAAAAAAAAAAUUUUUGGAUCCUCGGUUUUUUCCUAUUGUGGUUAGCUUUCAAGAAAAGAAAAUCGGCUUGGAGUCCUAAAGAGAGCACUUACUUUGAAAAACUAAUCCUGGAUCUCGGUAGUCGUUACGAGAUCCGGUCCAUGGCCACGCAAGGCCGUGGUAGCGGUUCUCACGAAUACGUCACGGAGUACAUUCUCGACUACUCUGACGAUGGUGAAGGUUGGAAGAGUUUUCAUGACUCUGAGGGAGAGAUCGAGAUGGCGUUCAACUAUGGGGAAACGUUCAAAUAUGAAAAAAUCAAUACCCUGUGGAGUUGCCCAGAACCUCAAAUCAUUCCAGUUACGUUCAAGACUCAGCAUUCCUUCGCAAAAUUGAAGGGAUACGAAGGAAUGUCCUCUCUUAAUUCUUCUUUUGCGUUCAGAACGUUUGAAGAAAAUGGAUUGAUGCUUUAUCAUGCCUUUUCUACCAAUGGUUAUGUUGCUGUGACUUUAAACAAUCAAGUCGUCUUCAACGUCGAUUCUCGGCCCAUGAUGACGACGCGCCUCCUGAAGAUCGUGACUGGCUCUCUGUACCUGAUCGCGGGCGGCGUGAACGCCCCCCUUGGCUACUCCAACACCAUAUUCCCCGGCUUCGUAGGAUGCAUGAGGACCAUACGCAUUGACGGCAACAACAAGCUGCCCACAGACUGGACCAAGGAGGAAUACUGCUGUGGGGAGGACGUGGUGUUCGACGCCUGCCAGAUGACGGACCGUUGCAACCCGAACCCCUGUCAGCACGGCGGCGUGUGCAAGCAGAAUUCAAUGGAGUUCUUCUGCGUAUGUAAGGGAACCGGCUAUGGAGGAGCGGUCUGCCACACUUCCAUCAACUCUCUCUCCUGCUUGGCGUACAAGAACGUUCAAGCGGUCGGGCAGCGCGCAGAAAUCAAGAUCGACGUCGACGGCAGCGGACCCCUCGCCGCGUUCCCUGUCACGUGUGAGUUCUAUGCAGACGGGCGAGUAGCCACCUUCCUCCACCACAGCAACGAGGAAACUACCCCUGUGGAUGGCUUCCAAGAACCGGGCGAGUUCUCGCAGGACAUCCAUUACGAGGCCGACGACGAUCAGAUCGCUGCGCUCAUCAACAGGUCGCUGACUUGCAGACAGCACAUCCAGUAUGCGUGCAGGGGGGCCAGGCUGAUGGGGUCCCCAUCGGAGGAGAUGAAUUUCAGGUAUAUGUUACCUGAAAUUCAUCUCCUCCGAUGGGGACCCCAUCAGCCUGGCCCCCCUGCACGCAUACUGGAUGUGCUGUCGGCAAGUCAGCGACCUGUUGAUGAGCGCAGCGAUCUGAUCGUCGUCGGCCUCGUAGUGGAUGUCCUGCGAGAACUCGCCCGGUUCUUGGAAGCCAUCCACAGGGGUAGUUUCCUCGUUGCUGUGGUGGAGGAAGGUGGCUACUCGCCCGUCUGCAUAGAACUCACACGUGACAGGGAACGCGGCGAGGGGUCCGCUGCCGUCGACGGUGCCUUGGAUGAGAGAGAAGGCCGCUACACGCUGGGGCCGUUGAUAUGCGAAGGAGACGAUCUCUUCGACAAUGUGGUGACGUUUCGAACAUCCGACGCCACCAUCAACUUACCGACCUUCGAUAUGGGCCACAGCGGCGAUAUUUAUUUCGAGUUCCGAACCGCCGUUGAAGACGCCGUCUUGUUCCAUUCGACGGGGCCAACAGAUCACAUCAAACUGAGUAUUGUUAAUGGUAACCAGCUGCAGUUCGAAUAUCAAGCUGGAUCGGGGCCCAUGGCAGUUAUCAGGUAUGACAGCUACAUGUGCGAUUGCCGGUGGACUGCUUUCAAGGGCCCCAUUUGUGCAGACGAAAUAGGUGUCAACAUGCGCCAAAGUUCCAUGGUCAGAUACGACUUUGACGGUUCCUUCCGUUCCACCAUUUCCGAGCACAUCCGCGUCGGUUUCACGACCACUAACCCCAAAGGUUUUCUGCUGGGCUUCACGUCAAACAUGACGGGCGAAUACAUGACCAUUAUGGUGUCCAACUCGGGCAGCCUGCGCAUUGUCUUCGACUUUGGCUUUGAGCGCCAAGAGGUACACUACCCUGACAAGUACUUCGGGUACGGCCAGUACCACGACCUGAUCGUCUCGAGGAAGAACGGAGGCUCGACGCUCGUAAUGCAGGUGGACGGGAACGAGCCGAAAGAGUUCAACUUCAACAUCAAAGCCUCGGCCGACGCACAGUUCAACAACAUCCAGUACAUGUACAUCGGCAAGAACGAGUCCAUGACGGAAGGCUUCAUCGGGUGCAUCUCCAGGGUCGAGUUCGACGACAUCUAUCCACUAAAAUUGCUGUUUCAGCAGCAGGGACCCGGCAACGUCAAGUCUUUGGGAACUCCAUUGACUGAGGAUUACUGCGGCGUCGAACCGAUCACGCACCCGCCCGACAUUGUUGAGACGAGGCCGCCACUCAGUGUCGAUCCCGACAAGUUGAGGAAAGCUUACAACCAAGUCGAUUCUGCCAUUUUGGGAAGUGUUCUGGCAAUCGUUUUCUUAGCGCUGAUCAUCCUGCUCAUCAUCAUCGGCAGGUACUUGCACCGACACAAGGGCGAAUACUUGACACAAGAGGAUGCUGGCGCUGACUCUGCUCUAGAUCCGGAUACGGCAGUGGUGCACGGCACGACGGGUCACCACGUUCAGAAGAAGAAGGAGUGGUUCAUAUAGCUCUGCGACCGUCGGAAAGAACGAGGCCUAAUAGUACAAGUGAAUAUGUAAUAAAGUUAGUUUCGGACACACAUUUAGGGCAGAUUGGAUGCGGAGGCUCAACAGUAACGGAGUUGAAUAUUGAACGAAGCAGAAAUUUGCUCCGACCGUGGUGGCUUAUUCAAUUAUAGAAUUUAUAUCCUCGAAAGAACACUGCUUGAGAGUACUUAUCACAAUCGUGUUUCCUCUGUUGAACCAAAGCUUCCAGAGUUAUAAUAUGAAGAAUUAUACAGGAUGAAAAUUAUAAAUUAUGAAGCUUUCCUAUUGAAAAGCUACUCUGGCAUUCAAAAAAUUCUUUUUUUGUCGAUUCUCGUUCUGUAUAGUUCAGUUUAAAACCAUUCCAAAUAUGAGAUUAUGAGUAAAUCAGUUUUUUUUUAUAUUCAUUACACCAAAAUGUUUACAUGUUUAUUUUGAUUUUCUGUGGUUAUUUUCCGUCCAUUUUUUAUUUAUCUUAAUUUUUAUUUGUGAAUUCUCUCGUAGGUUGACUUAAAAAAAAUGUGUCUUUGGUAUAUUGUUUAAAUAUUCUGAUUUUAUAGGUCACACCCAGUAUCUAAUGUAUGUAAUCUAAUUAUUUGUAUAUCUUUUUUACAUAUAAAGUGUUGAACAAAUUUUUAGCAUUA
Molecule: messenger RNA, 4391 nt
Organism: Leptinotarsa decemlineata (Colorado potato beetle)
Lineage: Eukaryota; Metazoa; Arthropoda; Insecta; Coleoptera; Chrysomelidae
Gene: Nrx-IV
Product: neurexin-4
Source: RefSeq, a predicted model, not a curated record